This is a messenger RNA of Sesamum indicum (sesame), 1357 nucleotides long. RefSeq names its product DEGP protease 5 (gene DEG5). The record is from RefSeq and is a predicted model, not a curated record. Gene Ontology annotation, molecular function: serine-type endopeptidase activity. Gene Ontology annotation, biological process: proteolysis. NCBI's taxonomy places the organism in Eukaryota, Viridiplantae, Streptophyta, Magnoliopsida, Lamiales, Pedaliaceae.
AAAUAAAAUGACAAGAAAAAGAAAAACACGGACAUCUUGGCUGAAGUUGAAAACUCUUCUGGAAGCGCAUAGUGUCUCUUCAGACACGUGCCUAAAGGCUCAGGUUCUUAUCUCCUAUUAAAGAAGCUGAAGAAUCGAAGUACCAGUCAUGGCGAAGUUGGGUUUUCUUAUGUGUAUGCCAUCCCCACUCCCACCCCAUCAAAAUCGUCCACCUUCAAAUUCAGACAACACCUUUUGUUUAACAAGACGACAAUCUUUUAUCUUUACCUCUUCUUUGCUGUCCUCUUUUUUGCUUAUGCGUCAAAACCCAAAUCUUUCCUCUUUUCCAUCUGCCAUUGCCCAAGAACUGGAUGAACUUGAUCAAGACGAAACUAGAGCCGUUAAAAUCUUCCAGGAAACUUCAUCCUGUGUUGUUUUCAUCAAGGACCUUGAAUUAACUAAAACAACAAAGAGCACUUCUGAAGUUGGGCUAGCUGAGGAAGAGAACGCAAAAGUGGAAGGGACUGGUUCUGGUUUUGUCUGGGAUAAGUUUGGUCACAUUGUAACUAACUAUCAUGUAGUAUCCAAAUUGGCGACAGAUAGAAGUGGCUUACAACGUUGUAAGGUAUCUUUAGUUGAUUCUGCAGGCAACAACUUUACUAGAGAAGGCAUUCUCAUUGGUUUUGAUCCAGACUAUGACCUGGCUGUUCUUAAGGUUGAUGCGGUAGGAAAUGAGUUAAACCCAGCAACUAUCGGCACAUCUCAUGAAUUACAAGUUGGGCAGAGCUGCUUCGCAAUUGGAAAUCCAUAUGGAUUUGAGAACACUCUAACUACAGGGGUUAUCAGUGGAUUAGGCAGAGAGAUACCGUCUCCAAAUGGAAGGGCCAUUCGAGGAGCAAUCCAAACUGAUGCUGCUAUUAACGCUGGGAAUUCAGGUGGACCGCUAAUUGAUUCAUAUGGCCAUGUUAUUGGAGUCAAUACAGCAACAUUCACUCGCAAAGGUAGUGGAAUAUCCUCUGGGGUGAAUUUUGCAAUCCCAAUUGACACAGCUGUCCGCAUUGUGCCUUACCUUAUUGUGUAUGGAACUCCAUAUACUGACCGUUAUUGAAAGCCAUUUGCUCCCUGUUACUAUCAACUUCCAGCUAAGUGGCUUCCAGAGAUGAUAAUGUGCUGUGUAAAUGUUACAGGCAUGCAGUGGAAGACAUCGAUAAUUUUUACUUUUCUUGUUCUCCGGCUUCUGUUUUAUGGGUACGGAGAGGGAGGAGAGUUAUCCAUGUUCAUUAAUGACCGAAUCCUGCAUGAGCUGCUCCUUGUGCAAGUAUGUGGAUUAAUAUGGUUUAUAUCCGUAUAAUCUUGAGCCCGGCAGUUUAAUACUUCA